This is a messenger RNA of Trichoderma harzianum CBS 226.95, 353 nucleotides long. RefSeq lists its product as hypothetical. The transcript has a single exon. The annotation marks the transcript as partial. The record is from RefSeq and is a predicted model, not a curated record. NCBI's taxonomy places the organism in Eukaryota, Fungi, Ascomycota, Sordariomycetes, Hypocreales, Hypocreaceae.
UUUUUAUUGAAAUUUUUUCUUCGUCUUUCCUUUUCGUCGCGAGAAACCGGGUUCCGUCCCGCUGGUGGGAUUUCCAUGCAUGCAGGACAUGUCGCUUCCUUUGUGGCUGCAUAUGCAGAGACAUGGAUUUCGAGCUCAGCUCAGCUCAGCUCUCUCACUUCAUCUAUAUGGAAUCUUUGUUGCUGGCUGACGCCCGCCGGAAGCCGUCUUAUACCAGGCUUGGAUGUUGUAUCCGCGGCAUCAUGUGCUUUUUGUUGUUUCUUUCCGCCGGCUGCUGGCUGGGAGCUACCCUAUAUGGGAAGUUUUAUUUUUAUUUCUAUGUGAAACUUGACUGAGUAACAGGAUGAUGGGUG